AUGGUCUCCACACGACAUCACCCUCGAGAAUUCCCCUCACCCACACAAGCCGCAAAGGAACUGGUCAAGUCCUCGCCUGCACCCACCACUACCGGAAAUUCGCGCAAAUGGGUUCACACUCCGUCCGUCGCCCUGACUCUCUGGCUUGUCGUCUCCGUGCCGCUGGUCAUCUGGGAUACUGGCUAUGUGCUUUUGCGACCGCAUAGUAUGCCUGGAGGUCGCUUGCAUUCUCCUCUCUGGGCACCUUACGCGCUAUAUGGCAAGGUCGACUACAUCUACGGCUGGCCUGCAUUUAAUGCGCGUAAUGGUUUCACUGCUGCGCAAACCGCGUUGAAUGUCGUUGAGACAAUUGGUUACCUAUACUAUCUGUGGAUUGUGUAUCGACAUGGUGCAACGGUAGUGAAUGGUCGCAACGCUUCGAAGCCGACCAAGGGUUUCAUGUGGUUGGUGACAGGUGAUAAGGUGGUGGCUGGCAAGACGGGCGCAAUUGCGCUUAUGGUCGCGUAUACUGCAUCGGUCAUGACUCUCAGCAAAACCAUUCUUUACUGGUUGAAUGAAUACUUCUCGGGCUUCGACAAUAUCGGUCACAAUGAUGCGCUUACCCUGAUCGUUCUGUGGAUUAUUCCAAAUGGCAUGUGGAUUGUCUUCCCCACUUACAGCAUCUAUUCUCUUGGGGGCGAGAUCCUUAAUUCCUUGGAACAAGCGAGCCCUCGUGGUCGCGUGGGGCGUCCCAAAGCCUCUUAA
Penicillium verhagenii is the source of this 744-nucleotide messenger RNA. RefSeq lists its product as uncharacterized. The transcript is spliced from 3 exons. The coding region runs from base 1 to 744 and encodes 247 amino acids. Lineage: Eukaryota; Fungi; Ascomycota; Eurotiomycetes; Eurotiales; Aspergillaceae. The record is from RefSeq and is a predicted model, not a curated record.